AUGACCACCACCACCUUUAUUAAUUCUUCCGGGGGAGACGGGGUGCUGCGACCAGCGGCGGCGGAUUUGGAGGAAGAGGAGGACACAAAGGAUGGCGGCAAAGGAGGAACUUCUUCAUCGCGUUGUCACGCGAUGAUGAUGAAAAGUUUUCGGACGACGAAGAAAAGUGUACACACCACCACCAGCGCACGACUCGCUUUCGCUCUGAUGAGUAUUAUUGUUCUUCUGUUCAUCUACUUCUCGUCGUCGUCGUCGUCGUCGUCGCUGGUAUCAUCAUCGUUAUCCUUCAUCUCAUCCUCCUCCUCGGGAUGGACUUUGCAAAAUCGAGCAGCGAAAAAGUUGAUGUUGUUGGACGCGACGUCUACGAAAACGCACAACGCGGAUGCGUUGGCGCAGCUCUUAUUGAAUGAUAACGACGAGAAUGAUAACGAUAACGAAGGAGGAGACGACAAAGCGACGACGAGUGAUGAAGAAACUGACUCCGAUGGUGUCAUGGACGAUGCGAUAAAAGUAGAAAACGAUUCGUUCAAGAUUGAGAUAACGCGGAACGCGCACCUGUCGCAAAGAUACCAGAACGAGGUGAGAGAGUUGGGGAAGAAAGAAAACGACGCUUGGAAUAAAGCAGCAAAGUGGAAGAAACAAGCGGCGGUGAAAGUGAUGAUGCGGAGUAAAGAGCUUGGGAAGCGAGCGAUUUUGAGCUCGACGACGAGGAAAAUGUCCAUCAAUCCGCCGUGUAAACCGAUACUCGUCGCGAGGGAGUCCAUCGUGGAUGCGCCGAAAGCGGUGAGCGCAAUCACUCAGAGAGCAUGCCGACAAAAAUACGUCGAACUGCCGGAGGUGAGCAUAGGACUCGUUUUAAGCGAUAAGGACAACAAGUUCGCUCGUGAUCAAGGAGCAGUAGAGGCUAUCGUUGCAAAAGUUAGGGAUCAAGUACAAAAGAAGUUGAAGGCGAGCGAGCUGAUUGUUUUCUUAGACGGCGAUAUCGUCUCGAGUCAUCUGUUGGAGAACCAGAACAAACCGUUUUCAAAAAAUGCUUUAAAAAUGACAUCGAGGGCGAACGAUUGGAUGUUCGCGUCGAAGCAUAGGAACGGGAAUGCGCGUGUAUUCAACAAGAUGAUGCGAGGGACGAGAGCAGAAUUCGCGUUACUCUUGAGAGAGGAAGAUUUUCUCCAUCGCGACGGAAUGAGUAGCGGUAAUAGCGGUAGUGAUAGCAGCAGGGAUGGCAAUAGUAAUACAGAUUUAGAUGCGAGGGUACGGAAUAUCGUCGCAUGGGCGAACGAAGCGUUGAAGUUGCUCAAGAGAGACGAGCAUCUCGCGAUGGUGACGCCGCAAAACGCCGAGUAUUCCUCUUCUGCUACUCAGAACGAACAGGCGGUACAAAUAAAAUCUCCGAGCUCGUCGGCUAAACCAAACUUGGCAUUUUUCGAUGGGCGCCGAAGGCAGCCAGUGCUUGAGCAGCAACAGCAAAAAGCGAAAAAUUUCGCGUCGGAGGAAGAAGAAGAAGAAGAAGAAGACAAAGAAGAAAUUGCGACAUCCACCGUGGACGAGCUCGGGAAAGAUCAUCUUCGCUACGCGACGCCUAUUUUUGUUCGUCCGAAUGCUUUACACCAGAUUGGUGGUUUUGAAGAGUGGGGAACAUGCUCAGGAGAUGUUCUUUUCGAUGAAACUUUGCGCGAGAUGUCCAUUCGUCUCUGGAGAGGUGGUUUUAAGAGCGCUGCUUUUGGUAUUCCUGAGGUUUCCAAGACCGCAUCUUUUUUCUCUCGGGCGAGUAGCGCAAAGAAAGGGAACAAAAUUAGUGCCUAUGCAAAUUUCGCAAAGACGGAAAUUUAUCCUAAAAAACGAUACGAUAUGCCGUGGGAUAAGAGCGCGGAUGGAAUGUGGCCAUUUCUCGUGCCUGGAUUAACUUCGGAUGAUAUCAUCGAGGCUGAGAUGCGCGUCGAACGCGUGCGUUCAAAAAGAUGGAAGCCUUUCGACAGUCCAACCGUCGUCGGUAACUGUUUUCCUCCAGACGUUACGGCAAAAGGAGAUCCACCAAAGUCCAUCCUGAGACAAUGCAAGUCUUCUGCAACGCGAGAAUUCCCGGUUGCAACGUUAGUCAUGCAGUAUUUCAACAGAAAAGCUGGUGUGAAGAAACUUUUAGAAUCUUUGGAAACGCUUUCAUUACCGGUGGAGAUUAUUAUCAACGACGAUUCGCGCACGGAGCUUGCCGCAUUUUCAAAGUUCUCCAAAAAGCAGCCGAAGAAAAACUCGUUCAUUUUGGCGAUGCCGAACGACGUGCACGAGAUUCGCGCGUAUAAUCGGUUAGCUCUGAUGGCGUCUGCGGAAAUUGUAGCUUUGAUUCAAGACGAUGAUUACAUGCCUAAAGGAGACGCUUGGCUCUCGAAAGCGAUUUCAUUAUUCAAGAAGUAUCCCAAACUGGGCUUACUAGGUGGAUACAGAGGUCGCUUAGAUGACGGAACGAAGAUGAUACCUCAGCAAAAUCAAAACGAUGGUUCUAAGUACGGCGCCGAGCCAGAGAAGGACCGCGCGAAACGAACGAAAGAUAUUUUAUUCAAGGAUGUCUCCGUUAACGUUGACUUUAUGUUUGCCUAUAAAGUAAACUUAGCUCCGAUGAUUACGAGACGAUCGUUGUUUGCUGAAGUUGGUGGUUUUAAUCACAACUUUUCCUGUCCAGGACAACCCGGCAUUGGCUUGGAUUUCGAGUUAUCUAUUCGCAUGUGGAGGUUAGGACGUUCUGUUGGUUUAUACGAUUCGAAAUUUAAACACGGCGUCGGCGACUCAAAAUUUUCUGGCACUCACUCUGGCAUCGCAAAGACCAAACGCAAAGCGAACGAGUUACGGAAUAAUCUCUUGCUCUACUCCAUGUAUCCUUCGUUUCACCACAAGAAAGGCACGAGUAAAGUAAUCAGUGAGAAUAAGAAAAUGGUCGACGCUAAACUGAUGAGUAAAAAUAGAAUAACCGCGGCGAGGAAAAAGGAAAUCGAGAGACUCGCGCGAGCCGAUAUCGAGCAAGGGAAGAGAAUGCGCGCACGACAGAAUCGAAGAUCGAGAAAUUCUGGAUAA
This is a messenger RNA of Bathycoccus prasinos, 3063 nucleotides long. RefSeq lists its product as hypothetical. The record is from RefSeq and is a predicted model, not a curated record. NCBI's taxonomy places the organism in Eukaryota, Viridiplantae, Chlorophyta, Mamiellophyceae, Mamiellales, Bathycoccaceae. The coding region runs from base 1 to 3063 and encodes 1020 amino acids. The transcript has a single exon.